Messenger RNA from Podarcis lilfordi (Lilford's wall lizard), 15232 nucleotides. The record is from the annotation of a GenBank genome assembly. NCBI's taxonomy places the organism in Eukaryota, Metazoa, Chordata, Lepidosauria, Squamata, Lacertidae.
UUCAUGGUGGAUGCCGUUGCUCUGCAGUCCAAGGUCAGUACAUUUCUAGAUUAAAUUGUGGGAAAUGGCUGCAUCCAACUUAACAUGUUGGGAGUGGGCCUGCUCUGAAUCACACCAGCUAGGACCAGACCCCAGGAAACCCCUCCUCAUUUCCUGCCUUGGGUUGGGAGGAGAUCAGCAGCCUCUUCUGUUCACUGAGAGGCCGCUGCAGAGGAGGCACUGGGAUGGGGGGGCUGCCGAGGAGGUACCAGAUCCGACCUCCAAGGAUGUACCGCAAUCAUGCAUUCCUUGGAGGCCAGAUUUGCUGCCCCGUGGAUCCUGCCACCUAAUAUAGAUCUAUUAACAGAGACUUUCUGUCUCAUUUCUCCUUACUGACAAAGAGAAGCUUUCACCAAAGCUGGGCUUUGUAAAAUUUGACGAUGUGCUUUGAAAAAGAGAAAAAGGGAAGCAUGAAGUGUGUUUGCAUUCUCACCCACCCUGUCAGACAUGCAGCUGAAAGGGCAGAGAGGAAAUGGGUGUUACACUUGCAGGACGCACCAUCCUGCAGGGUGACUGUUGGUGUUUAUGGCGUGAAGUCUGCCAUAAACAGAUUUUUCUGGCACACUUCCGACCAGAUUUUGAGCAGAGGUGAAAUACAGUUUGCAGCUAAGCGUGAGACAAUCGGACCUGAGUCUGGAUUGAUGAGCAACACACAGUUGUCUAAGCAGAUUGCUUUAUUGCCUGUCAUUUUGCUUAAUGGUUGCUAUUUACAGAGACUGCUGUGGAUCCCCACAGCGGAAGAUCCGCUUGCAUCCUCUCAGCAGAUCAAAACCAAAACUCUCUCUUACUCGCACUCACAUAAAACACUGUGAACGUCCAUGACUUUGCUGUCUGAUCUUUACACCUGUGUGAACAAUCCAGCUUCCCAGCCAGAGUGUCAUCUUGCAUGAAGUAAAAAAAUUCCUUCCUGUAGCACCUUAAAGACCAACUAAGUUAGUUCUUGGUAUAAGCUUUCGUGUGCAUGCACACUUCUUGCAUGAAGAAACUCAGGAAGACAGUUUUCUGAAAAUGAAUGGCCCCGACAGUGACGGAAAUCAAGCUCAUCCAGGAGCAGAGUGUAAACUCUAGUUGUGGUGUAGCAGGAACCCCCCCACCCCAAUCGUUCAGUUUGUACAAACUUCACACACUCACACUCACACACUACAUAUGCCACACUUCUGUUAUAAAUUCAUAGAAAAAUCAACCAUACAUUGGAUUUGCACUGUUCCAUUUUUAUUUUACUCCAUAUGACAAGGACUAUCAAAGGGGGGUGGCUUGGUUCUGGUCAGCCAUAAUCCCUUCACCAUCCCAGCACAUCCACCGGAGCCCUGCCCAGUUGUUAUGCCAACCCUGAUGGUCCUAGACAGAAGACCAUCAAGAUCACAAAGAACUUGCAUAUGGGAGUGGAUUCAGCAUGGACUGAAACAAAGGACAAUGAUCAGAUCUUCCCUCUGGGGGCAGGAAACUGCCAACUCCCCUUUGUCUCCUGGAAGUGACUCAUGGGCCGGGGGAAAGGAGGAACCAGCCAGGUGACAGGACACUCAGGUUACCACCACAACUCCUCCCUCAACCCCUCCUUUCUGUAAUGUAUGCAUGAUGUCAACCCCUCCUUUCUGUAAUGUAUGCAUGAUGUCAACCCCUCCUUUCUGUAAUGUAUGCAUGAUGUUUCUGGGGGUGGGCUUGACCUAGAGGAUGGGAAUUUCAAAAGUUUUUGUAAGGUCUUGCACACCAUCUUUCUGGAUCUUUCCUCUCUCCUGCAAGUGAGGGGAACACCCUGUUGCAACAGUUCAAUAAAGGCCAAGCCUACAGGCUGCUGUUUUGCUCCAAGUUAUCCUGGUUGGUGUCUUUGUUUUUGUCCAAGGGAGCCCUCGGAUUUUUCCGGUAACAGUGGUUACAUCUGUAACAUAAAAUAACCUGUGUCCCCUCAGAAAUAAAGUGCGUGGGAACAGGAAGGAGUGACCAGGAGGAAGCAAAAACUUCAGAACCUCUUGUUCAUCAACCCAGAUCCGUGUUCACAAGAGACGGCUAGUUGAGGGGUGAGCAUUUUACAAUUGGACCCCAGUCUCUGUUUGAAGCAAAGGGCCAGGCUAGACAGGAUGCUAAAAAUGUCUCAUGCUAGGAAAUACUGGUCAGGGUUGGUACAAUGUUCGCUGGGACCAACCCUUUCCUUUCCUUCUCCAGCAGUCUUGAUGAAAAUCACUUCCUCCACAGAUGCUCCCAGCCCCCUGGCAGUUUUCUGAGAGGCUUGACUGGUGCCUAUAUUGUUAGUUUCUGUUUGUGCCACUGUGCAGUGCUUUGGAGUCACAAGACUUGUUUUGUAUUCCAGAGAUCCCAGGCUGUUGGAAGUCUCACGGAAGACAGGAGACGGAUGUGACGUUACUGGUUUCCUGUUCCUUGGUUUUUCAGUUGCUCUCUGCUUUCACAGUGAGUUUAGAGUGCCAGCAUCGUGCACUUUGCUUGAGACUGUAUAGGGACGUUUUCAGAAAACAAACAAAUCCGACAUAUAUUAGCACCAUUUGAGUGUUAGGCAAAGGGUGGUCUUGGGCUACACCCCUUCUGUGAUGUAUGUAUGAUGUAUUGGGGUAGUGGUCUUGGGCUACACCCCUUCUGUGAUGUAUGUAUGAUCUUUCUGGGGGUGGUCUUGAGCUACAGGGUAGGCAAUUUCAAAGUCUACAUAAGGGCUUGCACACCUUUGUCCUGGGUCCUCCUCCUCUCUCCUGCGUGUGGGGGAGCACCUUGUUGCAACAGCUUUAAUAAAGAUCAGGCUUAUAGACGUUUUGCUUUUGUAUAUCUUGGUCUGGUCUCUGUUCAUUUUCCAGCCAGUUUGAGCCUUAAAGGUACGCUCUCUCCGAAGGUCCAGUCUUCCUUUAGAAGCUGAACCCCUUGAAGGGACCUCUCAAUAUUCUUAUUUCAGUCCCAGUGAGCCACACUCACUCCCACAAGAGAGAUUUGGAAAUCUUUAUUGCCCAGUGGUUUUUGCAGGUUUCUGCCAUGCUCAAGCUGCUUCUCUUUACUUUGUCAUAUUACAGCUUCCCUUUCUAUCAACAAAGCCGCAAACUCUUCACCCACUAUGGCCUCAGCACCACCAUCCGUGGACAUGGACCAGGACGCCUUGUGUCCCAUCUGCAAGGACUACCUCACAGAUCCAGUGACGUUGGACUGUGGACACAACUAUUGUCAGGGCUGCGUCACCAAUUAUUGCAAGAUACGGGAAGAACAGGCUAUGGGGCACUUGGAGUGUCCCAUCUGCAGAGCCCAAAUGCAGAGAGGGAGUUUCCGCCCCAAUUGGCAGCUGGCAAGUAUAGUAGAAAAAAUUAAACUCCUGCAGUUAAAUAAAGGGGGAAAGGAUAUGUGUGUGAAACACAAGAAGUACCUUGAACUGUUCUGCAAAGAAGAUGAAAAAUUGGUUUGUGUGGCUUGUGAACGAUCCCCAGAACACAAAUCGCACACUGUGGUACUUGAGGAAGAGGCUGCCCAGGAAUACAAGGUAGGAAGUUAUCUUGACACUUAGUAAUGCAAUCCUUUCAAUUUUUUGUGAAAUAUUGCAAUGUGGCUGGAAAGCAAUUCCCGUGGCAAUUAGAUAUGUUAUUGUGUACGGUUAAACAGCCUGGAAACGCACAGAACAACUGUAGGUUUUAAGGAGAACCCCACCACCAAUAAAAUAUAAAAUGCUGUAAAAUAUUAAAAUCCUUAAUCCUGAGCUAGGUUGAAGUGAUGGACAUGAGGCAGGAGUUGAUAAAGCAGAUGAGCUGUGCACAGGUGAGCUGCAUGCAAGCUGCUGGCCAGCCCUGUGGAGCCUCCUUUUAUUGAGACAAAUAUGCAAACCAGGCAGAUACAUUUUGGGCUGUGACCUUUACACAUCUUCCGGUCCUGAGAUCAUGGGGUGGUACAAAGUUAUUUUGGCACCUGUUUCCACCGCGUCAUUUUCCCCUUGCACAGUGUAUGAUGAAGGAGACAAAAGGUCUCAGAGACAAACGUUACAGACAGGACACCGCAGACUACUGAGACCACAAAAGGUUAGACAGAGGCAACGAUGUUCAGACAGCCGUGGCUUUAUCUGUGAGGGGGGGGGUGUGCUCCACACCCCAAGGUCACACGUGCAGGCAGGCUGAGGCUGCUUGCGGGUGGGGCGUGUGCUCCCUCCGGACCCCACUCCCCACUCCGCGAUCAUCCCUACACUAGGUGACAAUGUUUUUAAAAAAGAAAGAAAGAAAAAUAUGCUCCUAAAUAGUCAGAUACCAGCCACCAGCUGGCGCGGAGAAAAGACAGCACUCAAAUUUCUUAAAAAUACAAAACUAUAUGCUGGAUGCAGAUAUGUUAGUAAACAAUCUCAUUAUGAUUAGCAGUGAGGCCAUUGGCAUUUAAUCCAGGACUUUCCAAAAGCUAACACAUGCUGGAUGAAACCUCCGAAACAGUGGCGUAGCGUGGGGGGUGCAGGGGGGGCCGGCCGCACCGGGCGCAACAUCUGGGGGUUCGGGUUAGGGGGCGCAAAUCCAUGGGUUAGGGGGCGCAAAUCCACGGGUUAGAGGGCGCAAAUCCACGGGUUAGGGGGCGCAAAUUACUUGCCUUGCCCCGGGUGCUGACAACCCACGCUACGCCACUGCUCCGAAACCUCAAGUUUCAUAUCCUUCCAGAUCAAGCACCAUAAUAUAAGGAGAGCCAGGCUGGGUCAGGUCAAAGGCCCAUCUAGACCAGCAUCCUCUUAUCACAGUGGUCAGACAGCCAGGUAACCCUUCUGGGAAGCCAUUAGGUGGGACCUGAGCACAACAGCACUGCCCCCUCCUGAGGUUUCCAGUAUUCAGAAGCAAAUACUCUACCACACUGGAGAGUCACUGCUGUAUUUACUUCUGACCCUUCAAAUGAAAACCUUUUCUCCACAACAUAGCAGCAACUGGGGAUCAGGGGUUAGAUCAGGGUGAGGAGACACAGUUCUUAGUUCUCAUUAAAAAGUGUGCUUUUAUGUUGCUGGAGGAGACUCUUGAGAGUCCCAUGGAAUGCAAGAAGAUCAAACCUCUCCAUUCUUAAGGAAAUCAGCCCUGAGUGCUCACUGGAAGGACAGAUCGUGAAGCUGAGGCUCCAAUACUUUGGCCACCUCAUGAGAAGAGAAGACUCCCUGGAAAAGACCCUGAUGUUGGGAAAGAGAAGGAGAAGGGGACGACAGAGGACGAGAUGGUUGGACAGUGUUCUCGAAGCUGCCAGCAUGAGUUUAACCAAACUGUGGGAGGCAGUGGAAGACAGGAGUGCCUGGCGUGCUCUGGUCCAUGGGGUCACGAAGAGUCGGACACAACUAAACAACUAAACAACAACAAGAGCCUUUGCAGAUGCUACUCUCAGUCGCAAUCACAAUAUGAGCUUUCGUUUCCUCUUUAGGGACUGCUCUGCAGCCAUCUGGAGAUUCUGAGAAAAGAGAGAGAAACAAUUCUGGCCUAUCAAGCAGACACGGAAAAAGAAAGCCAAGAUCUCCUUGUAAGUGUCACUAGAAGUAGUUAUUAUUUUUUUAAAGUCCUCAUGAAAAUCAAUCAGCAUCUUAGUGCAAUUUCUAACAUGUUUUAAACAACUAUAUAUAGCUUUAUAAAGAGUUAUAUAAUUAUAUAACUUUUUGUAGACAUCUGAAGGCAGCUUUUCAUGUUUGAUGUGGUCUCCCCCCGCCCCCCGUAUUUUUGCUGGAAGCCACACAGAGUGUCAGUCAGAUGGGUGGGGUAUAAGAAAAUAGAAGUAGUAGUAGUAGUAUGCAAUUUUGCCUAGUAUACACAUUUUUUGCAAAGCAAUUUCCCCUAAUAUUCCUUUUUCUAUGCCUUAAUAAAUGCAUUUUAAUGCACACUUUACCAUAGUAUGUGCAUUUCUGUAGUUAUUACUUGGCUAAAGAACUGCAUUUCAAAAUUCAAAGAAAUGUGAAUUUCAGAAGAUUGCUGAAUUUCUCUCUGCAUGUUUUCCCCCCAGAAACUGCUAAUGAGGUACCGUAUUUUUUGCUCUAUAAGACGCACCGGACCACAAGACACACCUAGUUUUUGGAGGAGGAAAACAAUAAAAAAAAUAUUCUUAAUCUCAGAAGCCAGAACAGCAAGAGGGAUCACUGCGCAGUGAAGCAGCAAUCCCUCUUGCUCUUCUGGCUUCUGGGAUAGCUGCGCAGCCUGCAUUCGCUCCAUAAGACGCACACACAUUUCCCCUUACUUUUUAGGAGGGAAAAAGUGAGUCUUAUAGAGCAAAAAAUACAGUAAUUUUGCAUUUGAAGCCAAGCUGAACUGAAACUCUUCCCCAUGUGGCAGCUCAGAUCCAUAGAACAUAAACUAGUUGCAACCUUCUGAUUUGCCUCAUAGAUUCUAAAAGAAAUGUCUUUCUAAAUGUGCGCUAUCUUUAAUCUUUAGGAAGCUCAAGUCGACUCAAGACUUUAAAGUAAGCAGAGCAGUGCUGGGGAUGUGCAGGCUAGAUCUGUCCCGCUUCUCCUCUGUUUCUAGUAAUUUACUAGUCAUGAAAGAAAGGUAAAGGUAAAGGACCCCUGGAUGGUUAAGUCCAGUCAAAGGCGACUAUGGGGUUUCGGCACUCAUCUCACUUUCAGGCCGAGAGAGCCGACGUUUGUCCACAGACAGUUUUCCGGGUCAUGUGGCCAGCAUGACUAAACCGCUUCUGGUGCAAUGGGACACCGUGACGGAAACCAGAGCACACGAAAAUGCCGUUUACCUUCCUGCCACAGUGGUACCUAUUUAUCUACUUGCACUGGUGUGCUUUCGAACUGCUAGGUUGGCAGGUGCUAGGACAGAGCAACGGGAGCUCACCCUGUUGCACAGAACUUCUGAUUGGCAAUCCCAAGAGGCUCAGUAGCCAGUGUGAAGUGAGGACUGUUUUAUGUUCAUGGAAACUCUCUGAACAAUGUAGAAAGCAAAUUAUGCCAAGUUCAGAACUGUACCAGGAACCUCCAUAAAUAGAAAAAAGCUCAUUGCUUUCCUAAGGUGGACGGCAACAGAAAUGGCAAGGGAUAGGGCAGAGCCAGUGUGUUCAACCCUGCUGCCUCCCCACCAUUUUUACUUUAAAACCUGAAGAAGGCUUCCUUAGCAACUGAGAGCUCGUUCACACUUCCACUUGUCCUGAGCCUAGAAAGCACAAGUCCAAGCAGUUUCCCCCUUGCCCCACACCUUUCCCAGUGAAAACUGCUGCUUGCUUCUAAAUUCAAGUGAAUGUCCAGAGAAAACCCAAAUUUUAGAGGAAAUGUGGAUAAGCCCUUAGCAUUGGUUUCAUGUCUUUGAAAAAAAGCAAGUGUCCUCCCAGUGGAAUUUUCAUAACUCUCCUCCUGAUGUUGUAAAGACUGAGACCAUAUUCCAGACUCUUGUUGUCUUUCUUCCUGCUUCUUGCAGAAAUUAACAGAAACUGAGAGGCAGAAGAUAGUGGAGAAGUUCAGAAAACUGUACCGGUUUCUUGAAGAACAAGAAGUACACCUGCUGAAUCAGAUUGAAGAAGUGGAGAAGGAGAUUGAAGGGAGAAGAGAUGAGCACCUGGCCAGACUCUCCAGGGAACUCUCCUCUCUUAAAAAGCUCAUCCAGGAGAUGGAGGACAAGAGUCAGCAGGCAGCAAGUGAACUCCUGCAGGUAAGAUGGUGGCAUGAACAGCACAAGGCUCAACUUGGGGACGAGGCUUUCUCCAAACCUUUAUGUCCCUCUUGCAUCUAUACAAGUAGUAAAGGGACUCAGCUGAUGGAGGCAGAUGCACCUCCCUAGGGAGGGCCUUCCACAACUAGGGAACCAGCACUAAAAAGACCCUGUCACAGGGCAGUGCCAACGGAGCAUGCCAAGUACUAAGGGGGAAAUGAAACUUAUACCCAUGAAGCUUUAACAUUUUGUAAUACAUUCCUCGCCCCCCCCCCCCAUUCAGCCAGAAUCAUACACAUCACUUUCUGUCCUAUGUGUUGCCAGGCUCAGGCUCAUUUUGCUUUGCAAAGUACAUCAACAGCUUUAAUUAACAGAAGUAACAUUCUCAUUCCACGCAGAUGCUUUCUCAUAUCCAGUUGUAACCCAUAUUCUCUAUUCUAGAGUCUUAUCCACAGGUCUGGGGUGAGAACAGAGUAGUCCCUGGGGAACCUUUGCAAUAACAUAGCUCUUUCCUUUCCCUUUAAUCAAACAACUUUGCAAGUGCAUGCAACAAAGUUAAUACAUCUUUUUGACCUUCAUGCCACAUUCAAUCAAUCACCUGCAGCUUUGUUGACAUCUUGUCAACAGGGGUGCCCCUUCACUUAGAUCCGAUUAUCCGAACUUAAGGGGAAUCUGCGGCGUUAAGCAGUUGUAGAUCAAGGCUGUCUCAUUGAUGGAGUCUCGGAGCCCAGAGCCCUGCCUCGUUGGCCACCAAACAACGAUUUCCACCCCUGUCAGCCACCAGCUUCGGCAUGAAAGGGCUUCUGCACCUCCUUUACAUUGUAAGGGUCAAAGGGGCUCACUCACCCCCUCCCCAACCACAAACAUUUGUGUGUGCUAGGCAGACUGAUACCAGAGGGCCAGAGUCCAUCCAUCCCAGGGCUGAAGGGGUCUCAUAAUGUGGCCUGUGGUGUGCAGUGAAUUCCUUUCUCUUUCCCCCUCUAGGAUGUGAGAAGCACCUUGCAGAGGUGAGUGGAUCCUGCUCAUUUAUGUUAGCAUCACUCCGUAAGGCCUGGGAAAGUCCAGAAGGACAAAAAACUUGGCCCUCCGGGCUCCCAACAAAGAGACAGUAGGACUCCACCCUCUGUAUCAUUUCACUGGCGCACAUAGUCUCGGAGCACAUAGUCUCCAUUUUGGAGGGCAACCAAAAUGGUCAAAGGCCUGGAAACGAUGCCUUAUGAGGAACGGCUAAGGGAGCUGGGCAUGUUUAGCCUGGAGAAGAGGAGGUUAAGGGGUGAUAUGAUAGCCAUGUUCAAAUAUAUAAAAGGAUGUCACAUAGAGGAGGAAGAAAGCUUGUUUUCUGCUGCUCCAGAGAAGCGGACACGGAGCAAUGGAUCCAAACUACAAGAAAGAAGAUUCCACCUAAACAUUAGGAAGAACUUCCUGACAGUAAGAGCUGUUUGACAGUGGAAUUUGCUGCCAAGGAGUGUGGUGGAGUCUCCUUCUUUGGAGGUCUUUAAGCAGAGGCUUGACAACCAUAUGUCAGGAGUGCUCUGAUGGUGUUUCCUGCUUGGCAGGGGGUUGGACUCAAUGGCCCUUGUGGUCUCUUCCAACUCUAUGAUUCUAUGAUAGGGGCCUCUCUUUUGAACUUGUAGCACUCCUAUUCUCAACCCAAGAAUAAGGACCAAAACACUGCUUCCUCCCUCCCCCAACCACACAUUGCUGGAGGCUCCUGUUGGAUGUUGUAUUCAUUGCCUUGCUCUUCAAAAGCCAUAAGGAAGGCAAAGUUGGAUUUUGUUUUGAGCAAUGGAACAAAGGCCUCAGGCAGCAGGUGCUGGAGUGAGUGGUUCCCAUCUUCCUGAGCCAGCACCUCAGCAGUGGGAAGGGUUAAUUCUGGUUGGCCUGGGCUGCCUGCCUGUCUCACGUCGUCACCUUCUCCCCACCUGCAAUGUGUCAUAACCAAGGACACUGGGAACGGCCACUGACUGAAGGAAUAGGCACCUCAGAGGCAUACCCUUGACCACACCAGGCAUGGAGAGGGCCCAUGAACUGCUCUGCUUCCGUGACAGACCCUGACUACCAGUGCCUCAGCGUGGCAGCAUUUGCCUGAGAGGGCAGGAAGCCGUUUCUCAUGAGGGCCUUUUCACCUGCUAUACUUAAAACUCUUUCACUGAAGACUCUUGUGGGAGAGAUAGAACAAGGCUUGCAGACACACCAGGGUCUCUGUGGGCGAGGGUCCUGGAGGAUGCCCCUCAGUUUCUCCUCUGUUACCCCUUGCACAGAGCUCCUUGGAAUUCCUUCCCUACUGGAAAAUUUGAUUUUGUUGUACAUCUGUGGAAGAACUACCUCAACCUCUGAGACCAUCUGGUGCUAGAGCAAAAGUAAUCUAAGUUGUCCAACCAUGAUACCAGCAACCUCAAGAAACAAAUAUUUUAACCUUGCUCAAGUCUUGCUAAGAAAGUGGCUACUCUAUACUUCCACACAACAGGAGAAAGUUACAUUCUUUGGAGCAACCAAUGUUUUAGUUGUUCCCCUCAAGAUAUACCAGUUCAGUCACACUCCAGCAAACCCCCAUGUACCACUCAAGUUCAGAUUAAAGGUCGCAGCAGCCAUCUUUUUCUUCUCCACACCUUCACUGGUGACAUCUAGAGAAAGGAAAUGUUGAUUGUGAUGUCAUCGCACCCAGGAUAUUUCGUUCCGCUUUCUUGUAGAAAUCAAUGAAGUGAAGUUGGGGCAGAGAAACUGAGUAUUACAAUAUUACCUGAUGGUGUUGAAUAGAUGUAUGUGGCCUGGGGUAGCUAUUCCGGCCCUCCAGUGUUUGGCUAUGAAGUCUGUAGUGACCGGAAAUCUCUUCCUCUGUGCCUGCCUGCCCCUCUAGGCUUUCUACCAUUUUCUUCCUCCUCUUUUUUCUUUUCCUUUAGUAGGAAUUAUGGCUUUGAAAGUUUAACAUUCUUUUUCAUCAGAUAUGAGAGAAGAGAGAGACUGCAGAAUCUACUGGCUUUCCCUCUAAAGCUAAAAUGGAAGGCCUCCAGAUUUUGUGAUGUGAAUCUCCAUCUGGAGGACGUGAUAAAGCAAUUCAAAGGUAUUGAUGAAUGGUUGCAAGGAGUUUAUGCUCAGCAUUAUAUUAGACCAACAUAGAGCUUGCCAGGCGCUUAUUGUAUUGUAUUUUGCUCUUGCUGUAGACAAGGGUAGGACCAUCAUACUCGUGGUCAGGCAUCCCCAAACUCGGCCCUCCAGAUGUUUUGGGACUACAACUCCAAUCAUCCCUGACCACUGGUCCUGUUAGCUAGGGAUGAUGGGAGUUGUAGUCCCAAAACAUCUGAAGGGCCAAGUUUGGGGGUGCCUGCUCUUGGUGGUCCAGCCAUCAUUGGAUUUUCCUCAGAAAAAAAUUAUGGGGUAUAAGAAAUUGUGACUGCCACAAAUAAAGAAAACCCACACUAGGCUGUAUAUUAAGGCAGGAUUUCCCCCUUCUAUUGUGCAUCUGUUUACAAUUCCUUUGGAAUGAGAGCUCUGCCAGUCCUUCCUCAGCAAGCUUAGUUUCUCAUGGUGUUUAACAAUUCUGGCUUUAAUAAUUUCCCCUACCACUAAGGCUGCCUCCAUCUCCCCCCUGCAUCCUGUUAUAGGAUUGCUAUUGCUUGGGCUACCCUCUGCUAUGGACCCCAAUUUCAGGGAGAACAUUCAUAGACAAUCAGAUUUAAUGUGGGAUUUUUUUAUUCUCCUGUUUUGAAGUCUCGUUUACCAUUGCUGAGUUUUACAGUUUUCUUCUUAAGUUGUUAAUUCUUUGUUCUACCACUUGAAAUAAGGAUACGACAGAUUCUGUGUUGCUUUUCUAUCAAUACUUUAUUGAGGUAUAGCAGUGCAGUGUUUAAACUUGAUAUAUUUCUUCUUCUUCAGAUGCUGUGUUAUUCAAACUACAGUUUCAGAAAGGUAAAUUUCCAAUGGCGACCCCCCAUUGCACAGGGGGGAGGGGCACUGGUAUUUCUUUGGGGGUUAGAUCAUCUUUUCUUUAGACUUUGGAACCAUCAAUAGGUUAAUAGCCUUAUAGCAGCAUUUGAGUUCUUCAUAUGUACAUUGAAUGACCAGAGGAUGGGUUUAUUUUAUUUUAUUUAUUUCAUUUCAUUUCACUUCAUAAAAUUUAUACACUGCUUGAUUGUAAAACAAAAAACCGUCUGAAACCUAGCGUGGAAAUGGCCUUUUUCUGCACACUGGGUCAACAUCUUCAUCAAGCUAUCUUACUAUGAGCCCAAGGUUUCAUGCAUCACUUUCACUGAAUUUCAUUUGCCAUUUUACCGCCCAUUCACUCAGUUUCUGGAGCUCUUCAGUGUCUCUUUUUUGGUUCAAUACAGUCAUCAUAACUAAAAUCAGGGAGCAGCAGCAUCUAAAAUUACAAUCAUCAUAAUAAAAUGUCUUGAGCUCCUUUUUGUAAUCUCUUUGCAGUCACAACUUUGCAUUCUGUCCCUGUGCACAGUUUCAUUCAGGAUGACAUUUUGCUGGGUGCUCCACCUCUACCCUGUAUGCAAAUAUGCUAUGCACUGACAGCAAAAUCAUCCAUUUGCUUUUAUACAUAUAUGUUCACGGUUUACCAAUUAUGAUUAUUAUUUAUGCAAAUAUUGAAGAAUAGUUUUCAAACUGCUCUGGGGAUGGGAGGAGGAGGAGGAGGAUAUGUGUGUGAUGAUACUGGCACUAGCCAAUAGGCACCCACCACAGCCAAGUUUCACUAGAUAAGCUACAAACUGGCAGAUCCAGUUUAGGCACAUCUUGUUUCAAGGCAUGCGGAAAUACAAAUGCAAGUGUGCUUUCAGUACAAUAUCUGAGCUUUAAAACAACAACUGUCAAACCCAGGGAGACUUUGGCAGGCUUCAGGAUAGCAAAUGUGCACAUACUGGUAUUAUGUUUGUAAGAAAACAACAUGGAAGGAAAGUUCAGAAGUUCACAAGGCAAGAAAAUCUUCUUGGUUGCUUAAUUUUGCUUCUUUCCCAGAUUGAAAUGUGACCCUUGAGCCAGAAUUAGUCCUACUUCCAGCUGAAGCAGAAAUAGGUACUGUGGUACCUUGGUUCUUGAAUGGCUUAGUUGCUGAACAAAUUGGCUCCCGAAAACUACAAACUCGGAAGUAAGUGUUCCAGUUUGCGAACAUUUUUUGGAAGCUGGACAUCUGACGCGGCUUCUGCUUGAGUGCAGGAAGCUCCUGCAGUCAGUCGGAAGCUGAGCCUUGGUUUUUCAAAUGGUUUUGAGAGUCGAAUGGACUCCCAGAAUGGAUUAAGUUCGAGAACCAAAGUACCACUGUAAUGGGUUUGCCCUGACACACUCCCCAACUGUAACCUUAGUGAGGGCAGUAAAGAUUUUGUGGUUGUUCUCUCCUUACCUGAACUGGGGGGGGGGGGGGGGCUCUCAUCCCUCACAUCCCUGAAAUGACCAUUUCUCACAGAGAGUGUCAGAUGAGGGCAAAUUCCUUCCUCCCCUGCCCCUUCCAAUCCCUUUCUCCUUCUCCUUCACUUAGAGCUGAAUAAAGGUUUACUGGGUUAUUUUACUUCUUGGAAGAUGCCUGGAUUGACAGCAGGGGCCCAAUCCUGAUUUAAAAGCCAACUUGGGUUACAUACGCUUCAGGUUACAUACGCUUCAGGUUACAGACUCUGCUAACCCAGAAAUAGUACCUCGGGUUAAGAACUUUGCUUCAGGAUGAGAACAGAAAUUGUCCUCUGGCGGCACGGCGGCAGCAGGAGGUCCCAUUAGCUAAAGUGGUGCUUCAGGUUAAGAACAGUUUCAGAUUAAGAACGGACCUCUGGAACGAAUUAAGUACUUAACCUGAGGUACUACUGUAUAUUUAUUCUGAUAAGAGUCUGGAAGAAGGGGGGAGGGUCUCAAUCCUGCAUGUGAUGCAAAGAGGUCCCAUUUCUUUGAGAGGGGUUUAUUAGAUCAGGAUGCCCAUCUCUGACUCUCGGCUGAUUCUGCCUCUCUUCUCUUUUCCUUAUCUUCCCUCAACAGCAAAUGUCACUCUGGAUCCAGACACAGCCCAUGCCAGGCUCAUCCUGUCCGAGGAUGGGAAAAGCGUGAGAAGGAGAGACAAAAAGCCACGCCUGCCUAACAAUCCUGAGAGGUUCAGCAACGGGCCUUGUGUGUUGGGACGUGAGGGAUUCACAGCAGGCAGACAUUUCUGGGAAGUCACUGUGGGAAGUGAGGGAGAAUGGGUUGUGGGGAUCGCUAGGGAGUCUGUGAGGAGAAAGGACAACUUUGCCUUUUGUCCUGAGGGAGGGAUCUGGGCUGUGGAGAAGUGGGGAGGGAAGUACUUGGCCUGCACCUCCCCUGUUUCCCAUCUUUCCCUGAGUGAGGAGCCCAGGAGGAUCCGGGUAACUCUGGACUAUGAAGGGGAACGUGUGUCUUUUUUUGACGCUGCCUCAGGAGCUGAACUCUACACAUUUUCAGGAGGCUCUUUUUCCGGAGAAACCCUCCUCCCUUUCUUUUAUCUGUGGGGAAAUAAAACCCACCUCAGGAUCUCCUGAAGAAACUAAAUCUGCCUCACAGGCCCAGUUGAAGUUGGGGAUGAUAGGAGUUGAAGUCCAGCAUCAUCUCAAGAGCCACAGACCUCUCUCCCCUCUCUAACCAAAGUGAGAUACCUGAACAAAGAAACGACCUUUCUUUCCCCACUGUAUGUAUGAAUGGAAAACCUAAUGAGAACUUAUUUAAUUGGUCCCCCCCCCAAAAAAAAUACUCACACACCAGCAGCAUUUUAUUUAAUGAUAACAACAAAUUAUUGAGCGCUUGCCCUUAUCACUGAGGUACUUUUUUCAAAUUUCUCACUUCACCCCAAAGAAAAAGCCCACAUCUUCCUAGUGCAUAAUUUAGAAAUGUGGAAGCCUUGAACCCAAGUAGCAACCCUGAAAUGAAAAAGCAGCUACGUUCGGGGGGGGGGGGGGCACCAUGGCUUUUGUUGAGAUGCCUGCCCUGUUCAUGAUCUGAGCUCCAGCCUCCAAGGCUUUGCUAUCUCUUAAAAAAUAAAACAAAAUAAUCAUAGUGUUUUUCUUUCUUCACUAAACACACUGCUUCAUGAACCUUUCUAGAAAGGAGAGCAUCCCUAGGAUGUGAUUCCUAGAGUGGGUUUUUUUGUUUUUGGAUGCUUACCAAAAGGAAUGCAGAAGAGGGAAAUCUAUUUUCAUAGGUUUGACCUUGGAAACUUUAGCUUAGGCACCUAGUGCACUUUACCGCUUAAGACUGCAGCAAGGAAAAUCCGUUUUUUGAAACAUUCCUUUAUGUUAAAAAAGGCCCUGCACAUAGAAACCUAGUACAAUAGAGAGCAAGCUUGGCCAGAAUCAUUCUUCCUGAUGUGCUAGAUUUUUACUUGCAUUGAGAGAAUCAAAAAGGGCAUGCCCUACCUUCAGUUUGCCCAGGACGCGGGUAGCGCUGUGGUCUAAACCACUGAACGUCUUGGGCUUGCCAACUGUAAGUUUGGCAGUUUGAGUCUUUUCACUGAGGGCAUCCUUCCCAUCCAUGAUAACUUCAACCUGGACCAAUUUUUGAAAUCUUUCUUUCUUUUUCAGGAUAAUCUUUAUUGGUUUUUCUGUUACAUACUACACAUCCACAUAUUGUAUUACAUUUUACAUUUAUACAUGUUCCUAGGAGCUGACUUCCCUCCUUCCUUCUUUUGGCUUUUUUAUAUCGCC